Molecule: messenger RNA, 697 nt
Organism: Aethalodelphis obliquidens (Pacific white-sided dolphin)
Lineage: Eukaryota; Metazoa; Chordata; Mammalia; Artiodactyla; Delphinidae
Gene: SMIM8
Product: small integral membrane protein 8
Exons: 3
Coding region: 62-397 (111 amino acids)
Source: RefSeq, a predicted model, not a curated record
GUGGGGACAGGGCGGUCGCCCUACAGCGCACUCGACCCUGGCCUUGGAGGGCCCGGCCGCCAUGCGGGCCUCGCUCCCAGGUACUAAAUCAUCAUUAGUCAAGAUGUCUUCAGCACCUGAGCCUCCAGCCUUUAAAAAGGAGCCACCCAAGGAAAAAGACCUGGGAAACCCAGGGCUCAGAGGGGUCCGCUCCACAACCUUAUUUCGAGCUGUGAAUCCAGAGCUCUUCAUUAAACCUAACAAACCUGUAAUGGCUUUCGGAUUGAUAACCCUUUCACUUUGUGUGGCUUAUAUCGGUUAUCUACAUGCGACACAGGAGAAUAAGAAGGACCUCUAUGAAGCUAUUGAUAGUGAGGGACACAGUUAUAUGAGGAGGAAAACAUCUAAGUGGGAUUAACAGUGCUGGUUACUGCAGAUGGAGCUUUACUGGGGACUCUGAAAUCUUCAGGUGAAGAUUAGCACCAAACAGUAUCUUGUUUCUUGUUCUAGAAGAUGCUGCUGAGGAAGAAGGAUGACGGUUGCAGCCAGGCCACUAUAGUGAAUGUUGUCCUUUCAAAACUGUAGCCAUUAUUGCAUUCUUUUUCCACAGAAAGAGCUGCUCAAUAUUUUUUCUUGACUAAAUCCUCUUGUAAAAGUGCCAUGAGAAUGGAAGUCACUUUUGUGAGUUAAGUUCUAUAUAAUAAAAAGUACCGAUGCU